AUGGCGGAGAGUGAUGGAGGGAUGAGGAUGGAGGAGAGUUUGGUUCCUGCUGGACAACCAUUCAAACGACUGCUGCAGGUGUUGUCCAAUGGGGAGCCGUGUCUCCUGUUCCAGGCCAGGAGGCUGUCUCUCCGCUAUGAGAGGCAGAAGCAGCUGGACCUGACGGAGCAAGCCUUCUCUCCUCAGAAACCUGUCGACACCAGUCAGUCUGUCUGCAGCAGAGACAAGGCCACGCUGGUCAUGAGGUUUGGUGAUGUGGAGGAUGUAAGAGACCUUUUCAUCAGACUGCAGCUGUCCAACACUUUCUACGAGUCUUCAGGUCAGUGGUGGUUCUCAGUGGACAGCAUCUCGCUCCUUUACAACACCUCUGAGGAAGCUGUGUUCAAUGCCAGCGAGGUGUAUGCUCCUGCCUCCUCCUCCUACCACUGCCUCCAUGUGAGCAGCCUGCAGCGGUACAGCGCCCUGCUGUUGCCCAGCACCGACCAUGCCCGCCGCUGGACCGUCACCUUCACUGACUUCCAGAUUCAGGCGUUUAACGUCACCUCCGGUAAGUUUUCUCCUGCGAGUGACUGCGCCACUUUCCUGACGCCGGCCAUCCUGAUGGGCCUCGUCACUUCUCUCAUCCUGCUGCUGGUCCUGGCCUACGCCCUGCACAUGGUCAUCCACCUGAAACACAUCGAGCAUGACAACGAACACAAGGCUGACAUCUACUACACUGAAAACUCUGAACACCCUGAACACCCUGAACACUGUGUGGAAAACAUCACUGAGAAAAACUUUUUGUAG
Molecule: messenger RNA, 786 nt
Organism: Scomber japonicus (chub mackerel)
Lineage: Eukaryota; Metazoa; Chordata; Actinopteri; Scombriformes; Scombridae
Gene: atp6ap1la
Product: ATPase H+ transporting accessory protein 1 like a
Exons: 5
Coding region: 1-786 (261 amino acids)
Cellular component (GO): proton-transporting V-type ATPase complex
Source: RefSeq, a predicted model, not a curated record